AUGGCCAUUGGCACCAAGUUAACUUUAGGAGAUAGUGAUCUAUAUGAAAAUGCAGCUCUAUAUAGAAGUACAAUAGGAGCCCUUCAGUACUUGACAUUAUCCAGGCUUGAUAUUGCUUACUGUGUCAAUAAAUUAAGUCAAUUUCUCAAGGCUCCUACACAAAAUCAUUGGCAAGCUUGUAAGAGAUUACUUAGGUAUCUUAAAGGGACCUCUAACUAUGGAAUUCUCUUCAUUAAAAGCACUAGAAUCAACCUAGAAUGCUACACCGAUGCUGCUUGGGCUAGUAGUAUUGAGGACAGGAGGUCCACAAGCGGCUGCUGUGUUUUCCUUGGUACUAAUCUACUGCAAUGGACUUCUAGGAAGCAGAAAGUAGUGGCUCUAUCUUCCACUAAAGUUGAGUAUAGAGCACUUGCUCAAGAGUCCACUAAACUGGCUUGGUUUUGCAGCUUAUUCUCUGAACUUGGUGUUUCUUUGUCAGAAAUUCCAGUUAUUUGGUGUGAUAACCAAAGUGCUGGUUCUCUUGCGUCCAAUCCGGUGUUUCAUGGAAGAACUAAACACAUAGAACUUGAUGCAUACUAUGUUAGAGAACAGGUUACUUCUCACAAUCUCAAGGUUCAUUAUGUGUCCACUGAACACCAAAAAGCAGAAAUCUUUACAAAGGCUCUGCCAGCCUCCAGGUUUGAAACUCUAAGACUCAAACUGACUGUACAAGCUCCACCUUCCUAUAGUUCAGUCAACUCAACAUCUCUUACUUAA
This is a messenger RNA of Pistacia vera, 756 nucleotides long. Its product is annotated as secreted RxLR effector protein 161-like. The transcript has a single exon. The record is from RefSeq and is a predicted model, not a curated record. Lineage: Eukaryota; Viridiplantae; Streptophyta; Magnoliopsida; Sapindales; Anacardiaceae. The coding region runs from base 1 to 756 and encodes 251 amino acids.